UUCUUACCGUUCUGAGCCUGCGUGUCAGAAAUCAAAAUGUCGGCGCUCAAGAGAAAACGUGGAGGAAAGGGUCCAGGUGGAAAAGCAAAGAAAGUGAAAUUAGUAGAAAAUGGAAAUAAACCCCAAACUACAGAGAUGGAGCAGAACAAAGAAAUCACAGUCCCAGCACCCGUGUCAAUGGGUAAGUGGAGAAACAAAGAGCGAGUUCUUGUAUUCUCUUCAAGGGGCAUCAACUUCAGAACACGACAUUUGAUGCAGGACCUCAGGACAAUGAUGCCACACACGAAAGCAGAUACAAAAAUGGACAGAAAGGACAAACUCUUCGUCAUAAACGAGGUGUGUGAAAUCAAGAACUGCAACAAAUGCUUAUUCUUUGAAGCAAAGAAGAAGCAGGAUCUCUAUAUGUGGGUUGCAAAUGUUCCCCACGGACCAUCUGCAAAGUUCUUGGUUCAGAAUGUCCACACACUCGCCGAACUCAAAAUGACAGGGAACUGUCUGAAGGGAUCCAGACCACUGCUGUCGUUUGAUCCUCAAUUUGACAUGGAGCCUCAUUAUGCACUGCUGAAGGAACUCUUUAUCCAGACAUUUUCAACUCCCCAGUACCACCCCAGGAGCCAGCCCUUUGUGGACCAUGUCUUCACGUUCACCAUAACAGACAACAGGAUAUGGUUCAGAAACUAUCAGAUCAUUGAGGAAGAUGCAUCGAUGGUAGAAAUUGGACCUCGCUUCGUCCUGAACCUCAUCAAAAUAUUCCAGGGGAGCUUUGGCGGCCCCACACUCUUUGAGAACCCACACUUUGAGUCUCCGAACACGCACCGGCGUGUGAUCCGCAUGGCCACCGCCUCCAGGCUGAAGGAGAAACAGAUGGUCAAGGAGCUCCAGAAGCUGAAGAGGACGGAGAACAAGGAGGCGGUGACCAGGGACGUGACAGAUGACGUGUUUGCCACGCCGGCUGAGGAGAGGCCAGUCCACAUUGAGCUGGAGGCUCCUGCAGCUAAAGUAGUGAAGAAGAACAAACACAAGGCUUUCAAACGACAGAGGAAGCAGAAGCGUUAGGCUAGAGACUGGUUGGUUUGUUGGUUCUUCUAGACGUCAUCUGGAAAGUGAUUACAUUGGUUCUUUGUCAAUUUGUCUUUCCUCAAUUCCAUGUCUCUUUUAAUUUUCAAAACUCAAACGAGAAGUUUGAAGGGAGUGACCUAGAAUCUUCUCCAAUGCGUUUAAAAGGAAUCGGGAAAAGAGAAAUUAGGACAUUUGUUUGGCCAGGAUUGAGUCGACCAUCAAGUCUGCAGCCUGUGAAGGGCCAUUUCAAAAUACCUUGUUUGUGUUGAAUGGUUUUUUGUGUUUUUUUUUUUUUUUUAGCUGCAAAAAAAAAGUACUAAAGCAACUAACUUCUGUUGUCCAGCUUUUCUUACAGUUAUGAAAUAAAGUCUCCAAUUUUAGUGUU
Molecule: messenger RNA, 1444 nt
Organism: Oncorhynchus gorbuscha (pink salmon)
Lineage: Eukaryota; Metazoa; Chordata; Actinopteri; Salmoniformes; Salmonidae
Gene: brix1
Product: brix domain containing 2
Exons: 9
Coding region: 37-1056 (339 amino acids)
Biological process (GO): rRNA processing; ribosomal large subunit assembly
Cellular component (GO): nucleolus
Molecular function (GO): rRNA binding
Source: RefSeq, a predicted model, not a curated record